AUGGCGCUUGUCAGGACGGGCAAGGCAGAAGACACUGACAGGGUAUCGCCUGCAAUUGAAGGCCAGCCAACUCGACACAUUUCGCAGUAA
Parastagonospora nodorum SN15 is the source of this 90-nucleotide messenger RNA. RefSeq lists its product as hypothetical. NCBI's taxonomy places the organism in Eukaryota, Fungi, Ascomycota, Dothideomycetes, Pleosporales, Phaeosphaeriaceae. The record is from RefSeq and is a predicted model, not a curated record. The transcript is spliced from 2 exons. Bases 1 to 90 code for a protein of 29 amino acids.